This is a messenger RNA of Actinia tenebrosa (Australian red waratah sea anemone), 4067 nucleotides long. RefSeq lists its product as uncharacterized. Gene Ontology annotation, biological process: cilium assembly. The record is from RefSeq and is a predicted model, not a curated record. NCBI's taxonomy places the organism in Eukaryota, Metazoa, Cnidaria, Anthozoa, Actiniaria, Actiniidae.
UGAAGUUGUUUUUGUUGUUAGGUGAAUUAGUUUUGAAUUUUAGGACAAUCAUUUGAUAAAAUGAUGCUGCAAUGACUGCAGAAAUUAUCUGCAAUGUUCCAUUUUUUAUUCUGUUGUGCUUGGCAGGGAUUUCUUCAUCGGCUUUCGUAGACGUGAACCAUACGUCUUCUCAUCCUAAAGGAUUGAUUGUCGUUCCUGAGAACUUACGCACGAGUACAUUAAAUGUUACUUUUAAUGAGACUGUUGAGAAUGAUAAUGUUCUUGUUGUGUGCAAUAUACUGGAAUCUGGCAAUGGGCUCACAAAUAUUGUACUUCAAAACACAACUGCAUUGAUUGGGCAAACAGAAGCUGUUAUCCCAUUCAGCAUAUUAUCACCUGGCCAACCAGUCACUGUGGAGUGUUCGGCACAAAGUGAAGGGAAUUCUACACAGUUUAUUUUUUCAACAUCUAAAGGAAAACCGGGAUAUUUACAAGUAACCAAGGCACCUAUUGUGACAAUUUGUAGUGAUCCUGUGCUUGUAGCUACUGAUCGUACAUGUCAAACUGUACAGGUGGAACUAAGUGAGGCAGUCAGUGGGCAGUUUCCAGCUGUAGUUAACUGCUCUGUCAUUGGUACUAAUGGUGGACCACAAUUCAGAUUUGAACCCACCGUCAUUGAUGUGGGACAAAGAGUUGCUCAGAUGCCAUAUGUAACAGUUUCUACUGGGACCCAGUCAGUGCAGUCUGCACAAGUCAGUUGCRUAGCACAGACCUACAAUGUUACUAAACUACCAACGAUAGUCAUCUGUGGCAAGGGCCCUGUAACAAGCACCACAACACCCCCACCAACCACAGCCCCUGCGACACCAUCAAAUAUCACCACUACCUCAGCUACAAAUACCAUCCCUACUCCAGCUCCUCCCACAGAAAUUAUUGUGCYACAGUUCUUAACCUCAGAAGAUGGGGUGGAUUAUUUUCAGUAUUUGACAGAAAACUCUUCAGGAACUCCAGUAACUUUCACCCUCAAUCCACUUACUCUACAACUUUUUCCUCAAACAACUACAAUCCAUGGAUCCUACGGCAUCCUUUUGACACUCAACAUUCCUCAAACCAUUCCUAUGGAUAUAUUAUGUUCUCUGACCUCACUACCACCAGGGAAGAUCAACAGUUCUUAUAUCAACUGUCCAGCAGAGGCCAACGAUGCUGUGACUUUAGCAUUUUCUGUGAUCCAGUUGAAGCUGGCAGCGACUGAAAUACAGUUUAGGAAAUCAGAGGUCUCUAAGACCCUUAGUCUCUCUGUGGUUGGGAGUCCCACUGGCCAUGUCAGAGACCUGGUGCAGUUAUCAUGUUGUCCUAAGGCUACAUCAGUACUGAAGCCCUCCCCUGUCGGGGCAUAUCUGUGGGUUGAUCUAUCAAGACAACAACAAGUUGAUGACAAGUCUGGUGGUUCGACAUCAACAGCAUCCAUGGAUAUUGAACUGACCUGUCCAUGUAACCUGAAGGAACAGCAGUGUGAUACUGGUUGCUGCUGUGAUCAGGACUGUUCAUCCAACGAGUAUUCGUCCUUCUCAUGUACAAAAGGAUUCUUUGGAGGCGAUGCUUUAGAACGUCCGUUGGAAUUCAGUUGUAAAGCAGCUUGGCCUGACUCGGUUGAUGUGAACCCAUUUUUAUGUGUUACCAUUAGUAACAGCCCUUUUAUUGGCUACUGGUUUAACUAUACUUCACCAACCACGGCUAAAGAUCUACCAGAAUACAAUACACUCCUCAGUGCUGCUAAAACCACAAGGUUUUCAUAUCAGACGAGUGCCCAACCAUCAAGCCUGACAGUCGAUACAUACAAAGUAGGCACGACCAUCAGAACAGCAGCUAACAGUAACGACAACCAGUACCGAGGAGCAAGCCUGGGAAUCCUUACCCUCCCAAGACAGGUCUUCAGUGGUUUAUGCUCUCACAAUGCACCUGUAAGCUUCCUGGAGAACAUGGAUUCUAGUUGUACAACAGAACUGACGGAAUCCCUGUGUACUGCCUCAUCAUCUCUUAGCGCGUCCAGCUUUUUAAUGCCAAAGCAAAUGGCAAGCCCGCCAUGUCCAGUACCAGCGGCAGUGCUAAGGAGAGGAGCUCUUGGUCAAACUCAAAGUGAACCUCCAUCGUUAGCUGAUGCGGACGUGCAGUAUUUCUGCACAGACGAUUCGAGGAAAUUUGUUCCUGUAAAAUCAGGACCAGGAUCGGGAGUGGAAUCGGAUGGCUCGGAAUCUUCCGUUUGGAGGUGUGGAUUCGACGAUGGUAAAGUUGCGCCUCCUCUCCCUGUUUUUAAUUCUACUUCCAAGAUAUGUUCUAAUGUUGUUCUUAACGUUACGUACCAGUUCGAGAUAUUCGGACAAGAGAUUAGUAAAGUCAAAGCUAUUAUUUUAUUGGGUAAUAUCCAAAUACCUACCCCGCUGUCGUCAUUUCCGUCAAAUAUCGCUUCAACGGAUACACCCAUCAACUCUAUUACCCAGUUUUUCACCUCCAAGUUUACCCAUUCGUCUUUAUUCAACACAUCCGGUGCGAUUCCUCCUGAUGCUAUAUACCGGUCAGGUAACCCAGGGUACAUCAAGGGGCUGCCUUUGCUUGGACUCAAGAAAACACAAAAUAAUUCAUUAUCGAGACAGCUACCCGUCAGAUCCCCCAGUGUGGAUGGCUUUUGUUCCUCUUCUCCACUUUCAAAUCCUAUUCUCUUCGGAGAAGCUCUUACUUCCGGCUGCCUGAUAAAACUUGGUUUCAGUGAUAUGCGCAACUGUACACGUGUGAGAGAACUAGUGCGGACCAAUCACGAAGCUUUGUUGGACGCCACUCACGUGGGACGCACGGGUAACGCACGUGUUGCAGUAGAUGAAGACUGGCUUCCUAUUAUAARAGAACAAAUCAAAGACUCGCCGUCCACCACAAAUGCCACUGCCACUGGUGAAUGUCAAGACAUUCCUCAGGUACAGUUGAUACAAGUUCUCGUUGCACAAGCAGGGAUCUAUCGAGGAGUAACGCAGAUGGAGGUUGUUGGUCUCAGAAUAAGUUACGAAUACACGACAUGGCGGUAUUAUUGUGUCAGCGGUUAUGGUCUUAGUUGCUUAGCAACCCCAGAAUCCAAUGCAACCUUAAACAACACACGAGCCAAUCAGAAUGCCUCGUCAGUCAAUAGUACAAUUAUGCCAACAGCAACAGUAUCAUUGGCGUUGUCUUCUAGUGCGGUCUUGAAUGGGUCGUCUGUAGGACAACAGAACCAAACGACCACCAAUAAUAGUUAUAGUCCAAGACAGAUGUUAUUCAUGCUGGAGACGAGUGUCGUAUUUAUUACUGUUCCUGCAACUGAGCAAGUGAAAAUGAAAAGAUCGUCGGACCAGACCGGAAUAUGCUACAAGGACGUAUGUAAAGAAGAGCUGUUUUACCCUCUUUCGCCAGCAUAUCAAGGCGAGUCCAAAGACAAAGUUAUGGCAUAUUCAUUAAUUCUCAUCUUUCUCACCAUCAUCGUAUAUUUCUAUACAAAACCAUGGGGAUGACCGAUGGAGUACCUCUUCCUUUCCUUUAGUAAUAAGUUAAAUAGUCCAAGUUUUAUUUAAACGUAUUUAUUKACAGAAGUUAUGACAUAGCAAAACUCUUAUGAGAUACCUCGUAAAAUUUUUAUUAAAUUUGAAAAAUAUUGAAAAAAUGAUUUGUGUAGACCACUUCUCUCGUAAACAUGAUCUCUAGUCCAGAAUCUCRGUGUGAUCCUCGRGAGYCCAGRGGUAAAAUUCUGUCGCUCGUUUUAACCCUGGGUUCCCGAGGAUGAGAACCGUAGGCUUGGGGAAACAAAGUUCUAUAAUUUUAAUCAAAAUCAUUAACAUGAACAAUAAUAAAUGGCUAAGAUUUAACAGUGUCAUUUCCACAGAGUGGCUCUUCUUCCACUGGAUUCCAAUUGGGAAUUUAGAACUUGAUUUUUACGGAGGGAGGAAAACCGUUGAACCCGGAAAACCCUAGAAAAAUUAUUUUAAAAGAAUCUAAUUUGCUUUUAUAUCCGGGUUAUAAUUGUAAAAAGAAGGUUUUCUAUAAAAGUAAAAGAUAUGUGCAUUGUCAAA